AUGUCACCGAGAUACUCUAGUGUUGCUGUCAUUGGUGCUGGUCCGUCUGGAAUCUCUGCCAUAAAGGCCCUUUCUGAAGAGAACGCCUUCCAAAACAUUCGCUUAUUUGAGCGAAGAGAAAGAGUCGGAGGUACAUGGCUCUACGAUGAGGAUCCUGAGCCUUUCUCGCCUUCUCCGAAUCAACCCCAGUAUGAGCCACCAGCGGAGCUACCCUCGUCUGCAUCGCCGCUUCCAGAGAACCUUACUGCGCGCACUGGGAUAUACCCAGCUUUGGAUAGUAAUGUCGGUGCAGAAGUCAUGUCAUUCACAUACAAACCUUUCCCGAUUGACAACUCUGCUGCUUCGAUCCAUCGUCUGGGCCAAAAGAAUCCCACGAAGCCGUGGCAGACAGUUGCAGGGUACCUUGAAGAGAUAGCAGAACCAUACACACAUUUAAUUUCGCUCAAUACGCAUGUUGAAAGUGCGCGAAAAUUGGGAGCCAAAUGGGUUGUAACAUUACGGAAGACUGGUCACGAUCUGAAAGGUGAAAAGAAGGACUUCUGGUGGCAAGAGUCAUUCGACGCGAUCAUAGCAGCGACAGGGCAUUAUAGUGUCCCACAGAUACCAAAUAUUUCGGGUCUGUCAGAGACGUCAAAGGCUCUACCCCAUUACUUUGAGCACUCAAAAGCUUACAGGUUACCAGACCAUUAUGUCAACAAGAAAGUCGUCGUUGUUGGCGGCAACGUGUCCGCAUCAGACACCGUAACCGAGCUCCACAAUAUCGUCUCAGGCCCACUCUACGUCUCUCAGCGUGGGCGAAACGAAGCUUUGGAUGGUGCCUGGAAUCUCCCUAACGUGCUUCUCAAGCCCCAAAUCAAGCAUAUUUCUCCCAGCUCCACCUCCGGUGUCCUGGUUCGCUUUGCAGACGGAACUGAAGUCGACAACGUUGAUAAGGUACAUUUCGCUACAGGAUACCGCCUCUCGUACCCGUUCUUGUACCCAAAUCCAGUCGCUCCGAGCGGUCGCUUGACUGGCUUCUACCAGCAUGUGUUCAAUAUCGCAGACCCUUCACUGGCCGUGGUGGGACAAGUCAAAGCAGCGAUCUCUUUUCGUGUGUAUGAGUAUCAAGCUGUUGCUGUGGCGCGUUAUUUUGCAGGACGUGGUGGCGGUCUUCCCCCGCCUACAGAGCAAGAUGACUGGGCGGUGAAACGACUGCAGUACAAGGGACCAACAUCCCUCUUCCAUGAGAUCAAGCCUGACUUCGGCGAGUAUUUUGAAUUCUUGAGAACGGUGGCUGGGAAGGAAGGCGGAGAGUUGCCCGAGUGGCAGGAUGAGUGGGCACUUAAGGGUUUCGCGGUGUUACAAUUGAAGGCUGAAUGGUGGAAAAAGCUCAAGGAGGAUGAAGAC
Molecule: messenger RNA, 1386 nt
Organism: Paraphaeosphaeria sporulosa
Lineage: Eukaryota; Fungi; Ascomycota; Dothideomycetes; Pleosporales; Didymosphaeriaceae
Product: dimethylaniline monooxygenase
Exons: 2
Molecular function (GO): flavin adenine dinucleotide binding; NADP binding
Source: RefSeq, a predicted model, not a curated record